This is a messenger RNA of Aspergillus uvarum CBS 121591, 1317 nucleotides long. Its product is annotated as caspase family protein. The record is from RefSeq and is a predicted model, not a curated record. The transcript is spliced from 5 exons. Lineage: Eukaryota; Fungi; Ascomycota; Eurotiomycetes; Eurotiales; Aspergillaceae. Gene Ontology annotation, molecular function: cysteine-type endopeptidase activity. The coding region runs from base 94 to 1317 and encodes 407 amino acids. Gene Ontology annotation, biological process: proteolysis.
GGCCCGCCCGGGUAUCCCCCGCAGCAGCAACAGCAGCAGUAUAAUUACCCCCCUCAGAGCUACGGCAGCCCGCCACCACAGUAUCAGCAACAAAUGAAUCCUCACCAUCACCAUCACCAAGCGUCUUAUGGCGGCGGCGGCGGCGGCUACCCUGGUCAGGCCUACCGCCAACAACAACCACCUCCCAGCAAUCCUUACCCCUACGGUCAGCCGGCGCCCCAACAGUAUCAGGGAUCGCAACCGCCCCAGGGCGGCUAUAAUGGUGGUUAUGGUGCUCCCCAAUAUGGUGGUCAGCAGGGGUACUCGAACCAGUAUAACCAGGGCAGCCAGGGCAACGGACCUCCUCCUCCGCCAAGUGAGCCGGUGGCUUUCGGUCAUGGUGCGCCGCAAGGCUACAGCUUCCAGUACUCUCGUUGCACGGGCAAGAGAAAGGCCUUAUUGAUAGGAAUCAACUACUUCAACCAGAAAGGCCAACUCCGGGGGUGUAUCAACGAUGUUAAGAAUAUGUCAACAUACCUGAAUCAGAACUUUGGCUAUGCUCGUGAGGACAUGGUUCUGUUGACGGAUGAUCAGCAAAACCCUAUGAGCCAACCCACCAAGGUCAAUAUCCUCCGGGCUAUGCACUGGCUGGUGAAGGAUGCGCAGCCUAAUGACUCUCUAUUCUUCCACUACUCUGCAGGCCACGGCGGUCAGACCCCUGAUCUGGACGGCGACGAGGACGACGGAUACGAUGAGGUGAUCUACCCGGUCGACUUCCGCGCCGCGGGACAUAUUGUCGAUGACGAGAUGCAUCGCAUCAUGGUCAAACCACUUCAGCCAGGAGUGCGGCUCACAGCCAUCUUCGAUUCGUGCCAUUCUGGAUCUGCCUUGGAUCUGCCGUACAUAUACUCCACCCAAGGAAUUCUCAAGGAGCCCAACUUGGCUAAGGAGGCGGGUCAGGGUCUGCUGGGCGUGGUCUCGGCCUACGCGCGGGGCGAUAUGAGCAGCAUGAUGUCAACGGCAGUGGGGUUCUUGAAGAAGGCGACCAAGGGAGACGAGGCGUACGAGCGUACCAAACAGACCAAGACAAGCCCGGCAGACGUGAUCAUGUGGUCGGGCAGCAAAGACGAUCAGACUAGCCAGGACGCACAGAUUGCCGGACAAGCCACGGGAGCCAUGUCGUGGGCGUUCAUCAGCGCGCUCCGCAAGAACCCACAGCAGAGCUACGUACAGCUGUUGAACAGCAUCCGCGACGAGUUAGCUACCAAAUACUCGCAGAAGCCGCAGCUGAGCAGCAGCCAUCCCUUGGGUAAGCAGUGUCCUGUUGUUCCGGUAUAA